Molecule: messenger RNA, 2022 nt
Organism: Penicillium olsonii
Lineage: Eukaryota; Fungi; Ascomycota; Eurotiomycetes; Eurotiales; Aspergillaceae
Source: the annotation of a GenBank genome assembly
AUGACCGGCUUCUCACUGCUCGACGCAAGCAUCUCAGACCUCCAAUCUGCUCUCUCGGCAGGAUCAUUGUCGAGCGUCGAUCUGGUAUCAAAGUACCUGCGGAGAAUUAGUUACUUCGACGCAAAUGGUCUCAAACUCAGCGCAAUUCCAAUCAUCAACCCGUCUGCAAUUGAUGAUGCUGUGGCAUCAGAUGCCAGACGCGCAGCAGGCCUGACACCAAGACCACUAGAAGGCAUUCCAUACCUCGCCAAAGACAGCAUCAAAGUCAAGGGCAUGAGUGUGGCAAGUGGUUCCCCAGCGUUUGAGUCUCUCGUCGCCAAUGAAGACGCAGCAUGUAUUCAGAUUCUGCGAGAUGCAGGUGCGAUCCUUCUGGGCCGCACCAAUAUGCCUGCAAUGGCCUAUGGCGGAAUGCAGCGCGGCUGCUAUGGUCGUGCUGAAAGCCCUUACAACAGUGACUACCUCGCUGCGGCUUAUGCAUCUGGAUCAUCGAACGGUUCAGCCGUUGCUACGACUGCCAAUUUCUGUGCCUUUUCACUGGGCAGCGAGACUGUCUCUUCGGGUCGUUCGCCGGCAUCCAACAACUCGGUCGUGGCUUACACUCCUUCUAAAGGCCUUCUUCCACUUCGGGGUGUCUGGCCUCUUUAUGCCACCUGUGAUGUUCUGGUGCCACAUACCAGGACCGUUGGAGACCUGCUUCUCGUUCUAGAUGUCCUCGCUGUUUCCGAUCCCACCCCGAAAGGCGACUUCUAUCAGGAACAAAAGCUAAUUUCUCUCCCUUCAAUCGACACGCUCCGACCAGAAUCAUUCUCAACACUCCGUGACAGCAGCUCCCUACACGGAAAGCGUAUCGGUGUACCAUCCAUGUACAUCGGCGGCGACCAGUCCUCCCUCAACCCCGCCAGCCAAUUGAAAACCCGACCUUCGAUCAUCAAGCUCUGGCAGCAAGCCCGCAAAGUACUAGAGUCACUCGGUGCAGAAGUCGUCGAAACAGACUUCCCACUUGUGACCACCUACGAAUCAAACGCCGACAAAGGCCAACUGGUGACUGUAGCAGGGCUACCAGAAGGCUGGUCCUCGAUGGAGCGAAGCGAGCUUGUCGCGCACAUUUGGGACGAUUUCCUGAUCUCGAACGGUCAAGAAGGCCUCAACUCUCUUUCUCAAGUUGAACCAUCUACGAUCUUCCCACUCGCGCCUGGCUCUUUGAAAGGUACUCCUGAUGCAGCGAAUGCCCUCCGAUGGGACGAGAUGGUCAAAUACCCACUUCGGAGACCCGAUUCCAUCUUCGACAUUCCGAGCCUGGAGCAGGGGAUCCAAGCUCUGGAGAUUGCGCGCAAGGAGACGCUCGAGAAGUGGAUGGACGACCUGGGUCUCGAUGCUGUGGUAUUCCCGGCAAAUGGUGAUGUAGGCGCCGCAGACUCGGAUUGCAAUGAGGUCGCCUCUCGCUUUGCCUGGAGCAAUGGAGUGAAGUACUCGAAUGGCAAUCGGCCCAUUCGGCAUCUGGGCGUGCCGACCAUAUCAGUACCGAUGGGUCUGAUGGAGGAUAUUGGGAUGCCGGUCAAUCUGACGUUCGCCGGUAAAGCAUAUGAGGACAACAGCCUGCUGAAAUAUGGAUUCGCGUUUGAGGAGGCGAUGAAGGGCCGCGUACAGCCUUCUCUGCCUGUAUUGGACUCUGAUUUUCUGGACGCUUCCCAGAGUUCUCCAUCGUGGGAAGUGAGGCAGGCUGCUCAAUUGACGGUUCAGACUCAGUCGAAGAAGAUCGAAGGCGGAAUGGUUAUGCUUCAGAUCGAGGGGUCCAUUGCCCCCGAUGAUGUUGAGCUAGACUCGUUGUCUGGCUUUAUCAAUGGCGAGCCAUUCAAGGUUCUCUCGGAUGUUGAUCGAUGGUCCCUCGUCGCAUCUUAUCCUGCGUCUGACUGUGACCAGACCUGGGAGAGAUGGUCGAGUCCUGCUUUGACCCAAACCAUUGUGGUCAUAACCGCCCGCACCAAAUCAGGCUUCACAACUGGAAAGUUGAUACUGUUGUAA